Messenger RNA from Symsagittifera roscoffensis, 1126 nucleotides. RefSeq lists its product as uncharacterized. Gene Ontology annotation, cellular component: SNARE complex; vacuolar membrane. The coding region runs from base 89 to 1126 and encodes 345 amino acids. Gene Ontology annotation, biological process: intracellular protein transport; SNARE complex disassembly. Gene Ontology annotation, molecular function: soluble NSF attachment protein activity; syntaxin binding. The record is from RefSeq and is a predicted model, not a curated record. NCBI's taxonomy places the organism in Eukaryota, Metazoa, Xenacoelomorpha, Acoela, Convolutidae. The transcript is spliced from 3 exons.
ACUAAGGACAAAAUCAUUGCUAAAUCUAAAAAAUAUAUAAUAAAUGUAUUUUGAACUGACUUAACUUAUUGAGUGAAAUUGUGCCGGAAUGAGCUGGGAAGAGGAGGCAAUUCAGAAAGUGAAAAGCGCUGAAAAAUUAUACAAGAAAGGACUAAAGACGAAAAAGAAAAAAUGCAGCGAAAAAAUAGAAAGCGCGGGGAAACUGUACACGCAGGCGGGUCAUGAUUACGUCAGAGCAGAACUGGGUGGCAAAGCUGCCGAAUGUUUCAUCAAAGGAGCUACGAUAAUCACAGAAGCAGGAGGUCCAAUGGCAGCUCAAAAUGCAGCCGAAAACUACCUGGAAGCGGGGAAUAUUCUGAUCGAGUCAGAGCCAGAGAAAGGCAUUGAGUACAUAGAGAAAACAAUCAGUUUGUACGUACAGCGAGACCAGAGGGCGAGGGCUGCAAAACAGCUGGAGAAGAUAGCCAAAGUAUGUGAACAGAAACUGGACGACAAACGGAAGGCCAUGAAAUGUUUAGAGCAGGCAUCUCAGCUGUUCAAAGACGACAAGUCACCCUCGACUGCUAACACAUGCAUCCUAAAUGCAGCCAAUCUUGCUGUGGAAAUAUCGGAUUUCGAAUCAGGUCUCAAGCAUUUCUCACAAGUCGCCAAUUUCACCUCGCAAAGCAAACUACUGCAGUUUGGAUCGAACGCGUAUUAUAUGAAAGCUGUGUUAUGUGCACUGGCCAUAGAUUUUGUCCGAGCUAAAAACGUUAUUCACGAAUUGACUGCGGAAUCUGAGUUUGAAGAUUCUCGUGAGUUCGUGUUCUGCUCGAAAGUAAUCCGCUUUGUCGAAAAAAGAAAGCUGCAAAUGUAUAAAACUAGGGUGAAGAAAUUCGAAGAGUUUUCGAUUAUGGAUGAGCAGACAAAAACUCUUUUAAAGAGAAUUGAGCAGAAUAUCAUAGGAGACAGCAACGACGAGGGCGGGGAGUUAAGAAUAGACAACGAUCGGGAUAUUGAUGAUAGUCUGGAAGAUACAACACGUGACUCAAGUGCAGUCGAAGCUCUGACAGAACACCAUGGACUCGAGAAGAAACAAGAAACUGUUAACCGUAAAAUAAGUUUCGACGAAGAUGAUCUGUUUUAA